Opisthorchis viverrini is the source of this 384-nucleotide messenger RNA. RefSeq lists its product as hypothetical. The record is from RefSeq and is a predicted model, not a curated record. NCBI's taxonomy places the organism in Eukaryota, Metazoa, Platyhelminthes, Trematoda, Opisthorchiida, Opisthorchiidae. The transcript has a single exon. The coding region runs from base 1 to 384 and encodes 127 amino acids.
AUGCGUAUCGAAAUUACUGAGAAAAAAAUCACGAUCUGGCUAUUCGGCUUGGCGUCCUUUUCCCGUCUCAGCCUUUUGGUGUCUCCCAUAUUUCCACCGGAGCGUUUUAUGCUGGUGGCACUGAAAACCAAAAACUACGCCACGUCGCUGGCCCAUGAAAACCUUGGAUCCGAACUAAAUAUGGUCUCAGUGUACUUUGGCGAAUCUGCCCACAAAUCAGAUAAUGAAGGGCAGAUGAUGGAGUAUUUCGCAUCGUCUACCCAUCACCGUCAUCCUAAGUUAUUUAAUAACCAGUCGCAAUCUCUGGCAAGUGUGAUGAUAUCCAUAAUUGCGGAAAUGGUGAUCCGCUUGCGAUCGUUCCGCAAUCAAUGGAAAUUUGCCUGA